Podarcis raffonei (Aeolian wall lizard) is the source of this 913-nucleotide messenger RNA. It is a transcript of the gene PFN1, whose product is annotated as profilin 1. The transcript has 3 exons. The record is from RefSeq and is a predicted model, not a curated record. NCBI's taxonomy places the organism in Eukaryota, Metazoa, Chordata, Lepidosauria, Squamata, Lacertidae. Gene Ontology annotation, biological process: actin cytoskeleton organization; regulation of actin filament polymerization; positive regulation of actin filament bundle assembly. Gene Ontology annotation, cellular component: cytoplasm. Bases 272 to 694 code for a protein of 140 amino acids. Gene Ontology annotation, molecular function: actin binding.
CCUGGGCCGGCCCCUUCCUCCGCGCCCGGCGCCCUCGCCGCCUUGUGCUCGCUCGCCGCUCCGGAGCAGCGCCAGAUCCGCUCGCGCCGCCGCCCGCGCCACAUCCGGAUCGCGCGUCCCCUUCUUCCCCCGGGGUCCCCUGCGAACAGAAGCAAGCCGCCGCCGCCGCCGCCCGCCCCGUCCAGGCUUUUGCAUCCGGGCCCAGCAGCAGCAGCAGCCUCGCCUCCUCCUCCGUGCGCGCCUGCAUCCCUCCGCAUCGCCCUCCGCGGCCAUGAGCGGCUGGAACAGCUACAUCGACAACCUGAUGGCGGACGACACCUGCCAGGACGCGGCCAUCGUGGGCUACAAGGACGUGCCGUCCGUCUGGGCCGCCGCCCCGGGGAAGACCUUCGCCAACAUCACGCCGGCGGAAGUGAAUAUCCUGGUUGGGAAGGACCGGAGCAACCUGUUUGUCAACGGCCUGACUCUGGGCGGGCAGAAGUGCUCGGUCAUUCGGGACAGCCUGCACACGGACGGCGAAUGCACCAUGGACCUCAGAACCAAAAGCACCGGCGGGGCCCCCACCUUCAACAUCACAGCCGCCAUGACGGCCAAGACGAUAGUUCUGGUGAUGGGCAAGGAAGGCGUCCACGGCGGCUGCGUGAACAAGAAGUGCUUCGAGAUGGCCAACCACUUGCGGAGGUCGCAAUAUUGAGGCCCCCCCCUUGCCCCCGCCUGCGGUACUACUGAGGGACCGGGGGGCACAAUGCCCACGGAGGCUGCCACCGCCCGGGACCCCCAGCCCAGCCCCGGCCUGACCAGCGUGGGACACCCACCCCCCCGGCGCCGGACCGCCACUCUCUUCCUCCUCUCCUCCCCCCCCCACUUUUCCUGCUUUCUCAAUGGUUGUUAUUUUUUUUUCUACCCCCCACCC